AAUUUCUUGGGCCUUUUUUGAUGUGCUUUUGUCAUAAUAGUAAGGCACCAAGACAAAGUCACAUUCGUAACACAAGGUCUAUCACAUCAACUAAGAUUCCGUUGUAAUUUUUUCUGAGAUUCUGAAGGCGUGGCACCUGAUGUGUGUAGUGGGAACCAUCACUGGGUUUGGAGUCCUGCUGAUCGUGGCCAAGACAAUUGCCCAGCACUGACAUCUCCUCAGCUGGUGGAUGAAUAGUGAGCACUCCCCAGGACUCACUAGUUCCUCAGUUCUGGAGGAGUACAGUGUGUGGCAGUGCUACGAGUCAGGCUCCAUCCCGUUUGUCCUGGACCUCCUCAUCUUUGUCUACCUCGGUCUCCUCCAGCUGGUCGGCAUCAUCCUCGCCUUCCAGACCCGCAAAGUCAGGAUCCCCAUUCUGAACGACUCCAAGUCCGUCACGGCUCUCAUAUACAUCUCCAGUAUAGUACUGGUGGUGAUAGUGCUCAUCACCUUCAUUCUGAGGGGCUACAUCAACAUCUGUGCUGCUAUAUUCUCGGGCGGGGUCAUCCUACUCGCCACUUUCUUUCUCGUCCUCAGUUUCAUUCCAAAGGCCUGAACCUCUCACCGCGACCCGACGGGAGACCAGAUAUUCAGUGAGAUGCACCCCACACGACAGUCGCAGCGCUCACAGCUCAAAGAUCACCAAAACAGCAUGUGCGGCCAGCAUGGCUGAGUUGAAAGAUGAAGAGAAGGUUGUCCUUCUCAACUCUCACCUGGCCAACCUCAAUGAGACUCUGAAAGACGAAGAGCAGCGAAUAGCAGAGCUCGAAUCCAUCCUCAAAUCCUCUCUACUUAGCUGUAAAAUAACUACCGAAGCUGCCGGCGUAUAUGGACCAAUGCUGAGCCGAUGCACUUUUCUAUUGCUGCCAAUGUUUCUCUUAGUGUUUUAGAGCAUAAUAGUAAUUAUAUACACUCCUAAGAUCCUAAGUUUAUUAAUGCUUGAAGCAUCCACUAGCAACAUGUGUGUCAAUUUUCCAUCCACCUCCUACAUAUUGUUAUACAAGACACUUUUUAUUGAAACGAGAUGAGCAUGUCAAAAUGAAGUGGUCUUGAUAAUCCACAGACUCCUAGCACUUCUGAGUCACGCAUGUUUGCCACCUAUAGUGUUUUUGAUUUGGCAUGAAUUGUAAUAACAACCCGCCC
Molecule: messenger RNA, 1182 nt
Organism: Geodia barretti
Lineage: Eukaryota; Metazoa; Porifera; Demospongiae; Tetractinellida; Geodiidae
Source: the annotation of a GenBank genome assembly